Molecule: messenger RNA, 1652 nt
Organism: Mytilus californianus (California mussel)
Lineage: Eukaryota; Metazoa; Mollusca; Bivalvia; Mytilida; Mytilidae
Exons: 3
Coding region: 552-965 (137 amino acids)
Source: RefSeq, a predicted model, not a curated record
AUAUGGCUUCACUAGCUUCGUAUGGUGUCGUCUAGCUUUCUACUUUUAGUAAAUGUCCCACUUGAUUUUUGGUAAGGAUAAAUUCCAACUAUGUUUUACACCAUUAGAGGUGAAUGACGCGUGAAAACUAUAUAUCAGUGGAAAAUCCAAAGAGUUUUCAAAACGGUCUCGUUACAUUAAAUACAUACAUACAACUAAUAAAACUUUUUAUUAGUUAAUUAUCUUACGUUUAAACCAGUCAUCGACCUUAUGAGUGCAAACAUUGCAUGUUGAUGGGUUCAAGCUAAUAUGGAGCUAAAUUAUUUAUUUAAUUUGCAGAGCAGUUAAGCUAAUCAAGUAUAGGUAAAGAAGAACCAUAAUAUACAAUCUUUGCUUAUAUCGCAUGGUUUUAUAGUUACUAUAGCGACAAUCGCCUGCUGCAGGCACAAAUGGAUUCUUUUAUAAAUAUGUAAUUAGGUAUAACGUCAAACGUUCAGGGUGGUACUAGUCAUUUGUGGGUACAAUUUUGGUUCGAGGCAUUUUCUGUAAAUAUGAUGUGAACAUCUCUCGGCAUGGCUUCAGUUCUACAUAAUAAUUAUAUAAAGGAUAACACAGAUGAAUUGAAGGAAUUGAAAAGUGUGUACGUUGACGACGAACAAAAGAAAAUGAAUCGCCCUAAAACAGCCAAGGAAACAUUAAGUGAAACAGUUACAAAUAUACGAAACGAUUCCAGGAGAUUUUAUAAGUUUGUCAAAAGUCACAUUCGUAUAAAACGAGGAGAAAGAGACACAAAGGUCAAGGAAAUAUCCAUUAUACCGGAAGAAGAUGGAUCGACCUGGGCAAAACGUUCAGUAAAUAGCGCCGCCUCGCGGUCAAGUAUUGACUCUAACUUAUCUUCAGACAGUCAUUGUAGCAAAGACAGUUACGGUGUUAUUCAUAACAUUGACAUUGAGCAUUACUCGUCAGAUGUAGUAUCACCGUUCUGAGAGAUAUAUUACCUUUGAACAUUACUCAUCAGAUGCAGAAUUACCGUCCUGAGAGAGAAAAUGGAGAAUCAGAAGCAAUGCAAACGGAUUACAAAAUACACCUCAACAAUUCUAGUCAAAUGUACUUUUUGUUUAGGGGCCAGCUGAAGCCCGCCUGCGGGUGUGGGAGUUUCUCGCUGUGUUGAAGACCCAUUGGUGGCCUUGUGCUGGGUUCUUCUCUUUGGUCGGGUUGUUGUCUCUUUGACACAUUCCCCGUUUCCAUUCUCAAUUUUAUAUUUCAUCCCAUGUAUAAAUUUCCUGUUUCUGAUAGAACAGCAAUUGAACCGAAAUAAAUACAUGUCUUUAUAUUUUCUCAAUAAUUGGAAACAAAAUUAAUCAGUAUUCCAUUCGACUUAUAAUUGAAACUUUCAGUGUUAGUAAAUAACACUUUUUUCGACUUUUAUUCAAUUCUAUACAGAUAUAGUUGAAUAUAUUUUACUCAUUUUAAGUGAAACACCGUCAAUUAAGACAGUGAGCCUCAUGUUUCAUAAAGUGCAAUAAAUUUGCAUUUAUUCAUUUAAUUAGAAUACGGUAUGUUUUUCAUUUUUGAUCUUUUCUUAUCAUUGUUAUGCUGUGUAUUGCUAAAUGUGAAUAUAAGCAGUAGUAACCUUUAGUUGACCAGUUACAAUAAACAUCUUGGCGAAGAAA